Molecule: messenger RNA, 2186 nt
Organism: Lacerta agilis (Sand lizard)
Lineage: Eukaryota; Metazoa; Chordata; Lepidosauria; Squamata; Lacertidae
Gene: TAF6
Product: TATA-box binding protein associated factor 6
Exons: 14
Coding region: 101-2149 (682 amino acids)
Biological process (GO): RNA polymerase II preinitiation complex assembly; transcription initiation at RNA polymerase II promoter
Cellular component (GO): transcription factor TFIID complex; SAGA complex; SLIK (SAGA-like) complex
Molecular function (GO): RNA polymerase II general transcription initiation factor activity; protein heterodimerization activity; transcription coactivator activity
Source: RefSeq, a predicted model, not a curated record
GUGUAGGGGCGCCGCCUGAGGGACGUCGCCCGGAGGCGGCUACCGUAUUUGCGGCCGCAGCCAGGGAGGCCUCCGCCGGCGGGGCAGCCGUUGGGCCAAGAUGGCGGAGGAGAAGAAGCUGAAGCUCAGCAACAUGCAGCUGCCCACCGAGUCCAUGAAGGUCAUGGCCGAGUCAAUGGGCAUCGGGCAAGUCCCCGAGGAGACCUGCCAGAUGUUGGCGGACGAAGUCAGCUACCGCAUCAAGGAGAUCGCCCAGGAUGCCUUGAAAUUCAUGCGCAUGGGCAAACGCCGGACCCUCACCACGGGGGACAUCGACUUGGCCCUCAAACUGAAGAAUGUGGAGCCGCUGUACGGCUUCCACGCCCAGGAGUUCAUCCCCUUCCGCUACGCCAGCGGUGGGGGGCGCGAGCUGCACUUCUACGAGGAGAAAGAGGUGGACCUGAGCGACAUCAUCAACACCCCCUUGCCUCGCGUGCCCCUUGACGUCUGCCUCAAAGCCCACUGGCUGAGCAUCGAGGGGGUCCAGCCUGCCAUCCCAGAAAACCCACCCCCAGCCCCGAAGGAGCAGCAGAAGACAGAGGCCACCGAACCGCUCAAAGCAACCAAACCAGGACAGGAGGAGGAUGGCGCCCUCAGGGGCAAAGGGCAGACCCCCGCGGCCCCCGAUGGCAAAGGCAAAGAGAAGAAAGGCCCCCUCUUGGAGGGAGCCCCCCUGAAGCUGAAGCCUCGGAGCAUCCACGAGCUCUCCGUCGAGCAGCAGCUGUACUACAAGGAGAUCACGGAGGCCUGCGUGGGCUCCUGCGAGGCGAAGCGGGCGGAGGCUCUUCAGAGCAUCGCCACGGACCCCGGCUUGUACCAGAUGCUGCCUCGCUUCAGCACGUUCAUCUCCGAAGGGGUGCGGGUGAACGUGGUACAGAACAACCUGGCUCUCCUGAUCUACCUGAUGCGGAUGGUGAAGGCCUUGAUGGACAACCCCACCCUCUACCUGGAGAAAUACCUCCACGAACUGAUCCCGGCCGUGAUGACCUGCAUCGUCAGCCGCCAGCUGUGUCUCCGGCCGGACGUGGACAACCACUGGGCUCUGCGGGACUUUGCCGCCCGGCUCAUCGCCCAGAUCUGCAAGAACUUCAGCACCACCACAAACAACAUCCAGUCGCGCAUCACCAAGACCUUCACCAAGAGCUGGGUGGAUGAGAAGACCCCCUGGACCACGCGGUACGGCUCCAUCGCUGGGCUGGCUGAGCUGGGGCACGACGUGAUCAAGACCCUCAUCCUGCCGCGGCUGCAGGUGGAGGGGGAGAGGGUCCGCUCCGUCCUCGAGGGGCCGGUGGUCAGCAACAUCGACAAGAUCGGGGCCGACCACGUCCAGAGCCUCCUCUUGAAGCACUGUGCUCCCGUUCUGGCGAAGCUGCGCCCCCAGCCCGACAACCAGGAGGCCUACCGGGCGGAGUACGGGGCGCUGGGCACCCUUCUGUGCACCCACGUGGUCAAGGCUCGCGCCCAGGCGGCCAUGCAGGCGCAGCAGGUGAACCGCACCACCCUCACCAUCACCCAGCCUCGCCCCACGCUGACCUUGUCCCAGGCCCCCCAGGGGGGUUCCGGCAGCGCCUCGCGGGCCCCCAGCAUCAUCAAGAUGCCCGGCUCCCUCACCCUCCCCAUGCAGACGCUGGUCUCUGCCCGGCCGGCCACCCCCACCCAGCCGUCCCCGCCGCCCACCAAGUUCAUCGUCAUGUCCUCGGCCUCGGGGACCCCCACCUCGCAGCAGGUGAUCACGCUCAGCGGGGGGCCCGCCUGCACCUCCACCUCCCCCGUCACCACCACGGUCCCCAGCACCCAGCCCCUGGUCAAGCUGGUCUCCGGCGGGCAGUCGGCCCCCAGCCCCCCCGUCUCGGGCAGCGUCCAGAAGUACAUCGUGGUCUCGCUGCCCGCUGCCGCCGAGGGCAAAGGAGCGGGGGCCGCCCAGCUCUCGCCCUCCUCCUCUUCGGGGGCCGGCGGCCUGGCCCUCCCGGGGGGCAUCAAGCAGGAGCACGGCGAGAGCCCCCCGCCCCCCGGGAGCAGCGCCAGCACCUCUGCCGCCACCGCCUUCCUGGCCAAGGCCAACGGGGCGCAGGGCCUGGUGCCGGAGUCCCCACAGACACCCUCCCUGUGAGGGAGGCCACGCAUGUCCCUGGGUCACAAGACGGCUG